Parnassius apollo (apollo) is the source of this 1461-nucleotide messenger RNA. Lineage: Eukaryota; Metazoa; Arthropoda; Insecta; Lepidoptera; Papilionidae. The record is from the annotation of a GenBank genome assembly.
AUGGAUACGGCUAUAAAAGCCGGAGAACUUUUGAUGACUGAGCAACCUUUUGCUUACGUCCUUUCGUCGAAGGAAAAAGGGCUCAGAUGUGAUAAUUGUUUACAAAAAUUGAAGGUCCUCAAAUGUUCUGGAUGUCAGUUUGUGCAUUACUGUGGCCGUUUGUGUCAACGUGAUGCAUGGAAUGAACAUAAGUGGGAGUGCGCUAACUUAAAGAGAGUUGCCCCUAAGAUCAUUCCCGAUGGUGCUCGAAUGUUGGCCAAGAUCAUAAACCGACUGAAUCGUGGGGAUGGUCACACAUACCGUGCCUUUUACUCUCCAAUGUCGUUUCGCAUGUGGAAGGAUCUAAUGUCUCAUUACCCUGACUUGAAAAAAGAUAAAAAGCGAAUGGACCAUUUUACAUCACUUUGCGUUGUGUUGUUUGAAUUUCUUAAAGACAUAUCACUGCCUAACACUGUUGAGCUUAUGGGAAUGUAUGGAAGAAUGGUCAUCAAUAGUUUUACGAUUUUAGACACAGACAUGAACUCAAUUGGAACAGGUAUAUAUCUAGCAUCAUCUAUUAUAGACCACAGUUGCAGCCCUAACGCAGUGGUAACCUUCGAUGGAAAGACGAUUAAUAUAAGAGCUGUCAAGGAUAUGCCAAACUUGGAUUGGAAUCAGAUACGUAUAUCAUACAUCGAUCUUCUAAAGACACCUUACGAAAGGCAGACGGAACUACUAGAGAACUACUACUUCUUGUGCGAGUGUGACAGGUGCAUUGAUGAAACGCAGCUUAAAAUACUGCACGCGGCUAAAUGUCCGAACACCAAAUGCGACAAUCCUAUAAACAUACCUUGGAAGGAAAACUGUAAAUUGGUAAGAAAGCAAACCAUAGACAAUGAAGAUAAACAAUCGAAACAAAAUGGAGUUGUUAGUAAUGGACAAAAUGUUGACUUUAAAAACCCCACUGAACAUGGAGACACCGUGAGAGAUAUAACAGAGAUGCAAUGCAGCGUGUGUGGAACGAAAUGUACACAGAAGUUUAUCGAUCUAUUUAAGAAGGCAAUGGAGUUCACGGAGAUGCAUUUGCAAAAUAUGAAGGGUACGUCGGUGGCGUAUGUUGAUGUUUGCAAGUUCUGCCUUGAGAAACAGGAAGGAGUUUUACAUCCACUGAAUGUAAUGCACGCUCAGACGUUGGAUCAUGCGUUUGAUGCUCUAAUUCAAGUCCAGCUGUGGGAGACAGCUUGCGUUUAUGCUGAGAGAUUAAUUCCAUGUUUCAGAUUCUAUUACGGUGAGAGACAUCCAUUACUGGGAUUAUUGCAUUUGAAGUAUGGAAAGAUAUUGCUUUAUAAAGUGGAUCUACAAAGAGCUUUAGAACAAUUGAAAUUCUCAGAAAAAAUUCUUAGAAUCACACAUGGUGACAGGCAUCCCUUGUAUAAGGACCAGUUAUUGCCUUUACUAAGUCAAGCCAUGCUGGAAUCAUAG